Sitophilus oryzae (rice weevil) is the source of this 1886-nucleotide messenger RNA. RefSeq names its product dynein regulatory complex subunit 2. Gene Ontology annotation, cellular component: axonemal dynein complex; axoneme. The transcript has 6 exons. Gene Ontology annotation, biological process: cilium-dependent cell motility; axonemal dynein complex assembly; regulation of cilium movement. The coding region runs from base 1 to 1722 and encodes 573 amino acids. The record is from RefSeq and is a predicted model, not a curated record. NCBI's taxonomy places the organism in Eukaryota, Metazoa, Arthropoda, Insecta, Coleoptera, Curculionidae.
AUGGCCGGAAAAAAGAAAAAGUCUUUAGCUAAUAAAUUAGCAAAAAUGUCAGAUGAAGAGAGAGCGAGGUACCUUCAACAUAGAGCCGAAAUUGAAGAAGAAGCUAAAAGAAGAAAGGAACAGUUAAUAGCCACAUUCAUGAAAAAAAAAAUUAAAAAAGAAGAAGCUUUUGGGAGGCUAAAUUUGGCUAAAAUUAAUCAAAACUGGCACCAAAUCUUACGAAAAAUAAAAGUGAAAGAAAUGAAAGAUGAUGUGGAACAUUUAAAGACAUAUAUUGAAAGGGCUUUGGAAUAUAAAAAUGGCACCAUUUCUAAACUGAUGGAGGAAUUGGAAGAAGCUGAAGAACAAUAUUCAAAUAAUUUUAAAUACCACUCCAUUCAUUUAGACGAAAUUAUUACAAGUCAAAAUAAUUACAUCAACGAUUUACAAAUGGAGUAUGAAAAAGAACUUAAGGAUUUUCUCGACGAUUCGAAGAAAGAAGAAGUUGAUAUAAUAGAAAACUCGUCAAGGGAAAUGUGCUAUUUAAAAACGAUUAUUUUUGGACAGGAAGCCAAAGCAACUAAAGAACUAAAAUAUUUUAAUGAAGAAUAUAACCAGAAACUGUAUCGAGCUGAAUCUAAGAACAAAGUGAAACUAUCGAACCUUCGCAGGACGCGCGGCGAUGUGGAGGUCGCCCUCUGGCGCCAGUUGUCGCAAGUGGUGCGCUCGUACGUUCAGAAAACCGACGCGCGAAGAUGCCAUUUGCAGGAAUUACGUAGGUUGGACGCGGAAAGCGCCGAAGAAAUCCGCAGGAAUGAGGAGCGGAUGAACAGCGAGGAGGAACUCAUUGGAACCUUAGAAAACAGUUAUGCCGAAAUAAAAAAGAGACGCGGAGAAAGACUACAAACGUUAGAAUUAGAAGAAGCAGACCUGAAAAAGAAAUUCCUAAUUGUGAAAAAGCGGCUGAAAAAUGAUUUGGCUUUAGAUGAAUUGAGAUUAAGAUUUCUCAGCUCUUGCUCAAAUAGUAUUUUGGAAUAUUUUCAAAAUCUGUUAUCUAAAGGUCAGCAUCUUGUGUCUUUGUCUGUUACGUGCACGAAGUUUGAGACAGAAAGAGAAAGGAUUACGAAAUGGAUACCGAUUACUGAGAUAACUUUGUCCAGGGAUGUAGAUGGGGGCUUAACCGAUGACGAGAAAUUGUACCAAAGGGCUGUAGAAAAAGGUUUUUCAUUACCAAAGUUAAAACAUACUGGAUCACCAACGUCGGAGGAAAAAAUCAGAACAAGACCAAUGACUUCAAUUACUUACGGAGUAUUAACAUCUCAAACUACCGAGGCCGAUAUAGAUAGUGAAGUAGAAUCAAAGAAAAUUGCACCCAUCGAAGACAUCAAAUUUGAAGCAAAAAAAUUGUGUGGAGGUUCAGAAGACCCGGAAUUGGAAGGACAAACAUCUUCAGGAGCUUCUUCAGUAUCUCACCAAAGAGACAUACUGGACGAAUGCAUUGAAGACCUGGAGAAAAUGGAAUCGUUUUGGAACUUGUACAAUAAAGUAGAAAUAGACGUAAUGGAACUUAAAGAAGAGAGGAGUGUUUUGCAAAAAGAAAACAAACAACUUAGAGGAUUUAUCAGGGCAGUGUUGGAAGCAGCUGCGUUAGCUAAAACUAUACCUGAUAGCAAAGUAUCAACUAGAGUACCGUCUCAAAGAGCGGCCUAUUCUGCACCUUUAAGAAGAAUCCUACUUAAUUAAUAGUUAACAAAAUUAUAGUACCAGUUCAAGUAUUUUUUAACUUUGAUCUUAUCUUAUUAAGUAGGUAUCUUUAAACUGUAGUUAUAUUUAAUUGCUAAUUGCUUAGGUGUUUGUGUUUUCACUCACAGAAUGGAUUUUUUCAAUUUCAGGUGUGCUUUUACAUU